UUACAAUUAUUAUUCUGACAUUUAUUAUCAUUUUUUUUACAAGAAGUAGGCGGACCUACUAGAUAAUAGACAAUAAUAAGAUAACAUUAUCAAUGGGUUCAAUGUUCAAUGGUAAAAAUAAAAAAACAACCACUAUCAUGUAAUGUGUUUUACUGUUUAGUUAUUUAAUGCAGACGACUAAACUGUAUAAAUCUUUACAAAGUACAAAAUGGAUGAAAAUCAUAUUAAACUCAGUCUUAAAGAUGGUGUUCGCAAAAUAGUGAUAAACAGACCAAAAAAGAGAAAUGCAUUUACCCAAGAAAUGUACAGAGACCUUACAAAUGUCUUAAAUCAGGAUGCAACCAAUGAUAAAAUUGUCUGUACUAUUCUUACAGGAUCUGGGGAGUUUUUUUCCAGCGGCAAUGACUUUUUAAGUGCCAUGCAAGCUGAUCAAGAAACUGUCUUUGAGGGUCCUAAAAAUUUGAUUCAAGCAUUUAUUGACUACCCGAAAUUACUUAUAGCUGUAAUUAAUGGUCCUGCCAUUGGGGUAGCAGCAACAACAGCAGCAUUAUGUGAUAUAGUGUAUGCUUCAGACAAGGCAUAUUUUGAAACUCCAUUUGUUAAACUAGGGCUGUGUCCAGAAGGGUGUUCAAGUUACUUAUAUCCACAAAUAUUUGGCAGAAGCAAGGCUUCAGAAGCAUUAUUAUUAGGUAAAAGAAUAUCUGCCCAAGAAGCAAACCAAUGUGGGUUAAUUUCUGCGGUAAUACCACAUAAGAAUUUAGAAGAAUUUAUCACAGAGUUGUACAAAUAUGGGUCUUUGCCGCCGAAAGCUGUAAAAAUGAGUAAAAAGUUGAUAAUGCAUCAUCUAAAAAAUGUUCUGAAUGAAACAACAACUUUGGAGAUUGAAGGAUUAAAACAGCAUGAUCCAGAAGAAUUUUCUCAGGCAAUGAUGAAUUUUAUGCAAAGAAAGAGCAAGCUGUAAUUUUAAUAUAAGAUGACUUUUUUAAACAGUGUGCCCAAUAAGUUAAAAAUAUGUUGGUUAAAGAUUAAAGACCUAAUUUUAUUUCCA
Anthonomus grandis grandis is the source of this 1048-nucleotide messenger RNA. RefSeq names its product enoyl-CoA delta isomerase 3, peroxisomal. The transcript is spliced from 3 exons. NCBI's taxonomy places the organism in Eukaryota, Metazoa, Arthropoda, Insecta, Coleoptera, Curculionidae. The record is from RefSeq and is a predicted model, not a curated record. The coding region runs from base 209 to 961 and encodes 250 amino acids.